ACAAAACAUUAUAUAAAGCAGACCUCUUUAGCCUUGGGCUUAUUGCCACCUAAUAUUAUUCCAACAACUACUGAAUACAGGAUGCUAUGGAUACUCUUUCUGGGGCUAAUGGGAUCAGCGAUUGCCGGUGACGCGAAGCAUGGAUCGUACUUGAUAACUGGUGCACAGAGCGUGCAGCCUGGGAUGCCGUACACCAUCAGCGUGGACGUCCUCAACACCAGCGACGUGGUGCACGUCAAGGCGGAGCUACAGAGGACCUGGUACAACCACUCACACUUCGUCAGAGUACCGGUCACCGCGGCCCAAGGCGUCUUCACGAAAGGUGUGGCCGGACCGUUAACGCUACAGAUUCCCAAUGACCUGGCUUCAAGUAACUACAAAGUUCACGUGAUCGGGACUCGUGGCCUGAAUUUCGAAGGAGACCUGCCCGUCUACGUCAUCACCCAGUCCGUGUCCAUACUGGUGCAGACGGACAAAGCUAUGUACAAACCCGGACAGACAGUUCACUACAGAACGUUUGCUGUCAAUCCGGAUUUGAAAAUAUUCCAAGGCGCAUUUAACGUGGACAUCUUUGAUCCCAAAGGGAACCAGAUCAAGCGCUGGACCAAUUUGAGAGACUCUUCAGGGGUGGUUGCUGGGGAGGUGCUGCUCUCCGACCAACCCGUUACCGGAGACUGGAGGAUUAGUGUGAAGAUACCGACGCUAAACGUCCAAUACUCGAAGACAUUCACGGUGGCACAAUACGUGUUGCCUCGCUUCGAGGUUAUAGUUGACCUUCCACCCUUUGCGUUAACCUCUGACACCAGCCUGACCGGAACUAUUAAAGCCAAGUACACUUUUGGAAAACCGGUGAAAGGUAUGGCAGAAAUACGUGUCCAUGUGGAUCAAGACAACGAUUACUGUGGAAGACCACCCAAACACGUUGAACUGGCAUUCCCGAUUGACGGUGAAGCUAAGUUCAACAUGCCGACAGCCGACGUCCGUCGUCUUCGUGGUUCACUGGCUAAUCAACGCUUCGUCGUGGACGCCUCCGUCAAAGCGGAACUCACGGGAACAAAGCUGCAUGGAUCCAGCAAGAUAGAAUUCUUCUCUCAUCCAUACAAGAUCGAAUUUUUGGCAUCAAGUCCGCAUUACUUCAGACCCGGCCUGCCUUAUAAAGCAAAUUUGAAGGUGUCUCAACAAGACGGCACGCCGGUAGCCGCGUCGAGCGACCCGGUCCGCGUGUACACGUGCGUGCACUACCGCAUGUAUACUGCCGACCAAAAGUACUACUCGUGUUCCUCGUUCUCCGGGACGACGUAUCUACCUGGCGAGAACUACACGCUGCCGGCGUCCGGCGUCCUCGCCGUCGACAUGCACAUCCCCGACAACACCACGUCCUUAGACAUCAAGGCUCACUACAAGGACAUACACGCCUCCCUAACGGUGAACAUGGUUAACUCUGACAGUAAAAACUAUAUCCAGCUGGCGAUGGUGAACAGUGGAGUUAAGGCUGGAGAGGUGGCAAAGUUCAAGGUUUAUCACACCGAGCCGCUUUCUGUUAUCAAGUAUGAGGUUUUGUCUCGAGGAAGAGUCCUUAUCGCUAGCCAAGUAACAGUGAAUGUGCAAGAUUUGGUUUUAAUACAUGUGCCAGUAACUACGUCAAUGUCACCUUCGUCACAUAUUCUUGUGUACUACGUCAGAGAAAACGGGGAGGUCGUUGCUGAUUCUCUGGCAUUUGAAGUGCAAGGAGUAUUUAAUAACAAGGUGUCCGUCAAGUUCAGCAAGAACUCGUCAGAGCCUCACAAGGUCAUCGAAGUCCACGUGACCGCUGACCCUAAGUCGCAGGUCAAUCUGCUCGCUGUUGACCAAAGUGUGCUUCUACUUAAAAGCGGAAAUGACAUAACUACUGAUGAAGUGACAGGUAAAUUGAAGAGUUUCGACAAGGGUAAACAACCCGACUUCAGCGAAGAUGUACACGCUGUCUCCACAGGGGCAUCAAAUGCUAGAGGGAUAUUCCAGAAUGCUGGUGUAAUAGUGUUUUCCGACGCCAAGUUUGAUUUUUAUCAACCAUACAUACCCUCACGCCCUGGCAUGAUGGGAGGAGGUUACCCAACUGUUUAUCACUUCGUCAUCCCGAGAUCUCGAAUCAAAUCAUCCAGUUCCUACUGGUUUGGAAAGUGUGGUUGCUUUCUUUUCUUCGUCAGUAUAACCAACUGUGCUCUAGUGGUGUCGUUAAUCAAAACAAACUUUACUUUAGCUAGCAAACAAACAUCUCUCCGUUCUAAUUAUAGCCGGUUUGCGGCAUCACUACCACCGACAAGAGUUUCGAUGCAGAACGGAAAGCCUGUCCUGAAAGAAGUGGAGCGAGUUCGAAACCUCUUUCCCGAGACAUGGCUAUGGGUCAAUAAAACAGUUGGUGCCAACGGGUAUAUAGAUAUCUCUACGACAAUCCCAGACACCAUUACGUCAUGGAUUGCCAGCGCCUUUGCUGUCAACGCUGUCACUGGACUCGGCAUAGCACCAACAACCACAAAGGUACAAGUGUUCCGUCCGUUCUUCGUCAGUUUGAACAUGCCCAGUUCCGUUGUCCGUGGGGAACACGUCGUCAUCCAGGCUAAUGUCUUCAAUUACCUCACACAUGACGUUGAUGUCGUCGUGUCCACGCCGAUGUCGACGGACUACGUCAAUAUCGUAAUUGACCGCAAUGGGAAGGUGCAUACCGAAUCUGCAGACCAGAAAUUCGUUGCCACUGUACAAUCUGGAAAAGCUCACUCUGUUUACAUUCCCAUCAUUCCCUCUGUUCUGGGAAGUAUUGAUAUUGAAGUUUCAGCCAGGUCUACUCUCGCUGCAGACGCUGUUAGACGGCAGCUACAAGUUUUACCUGAAGGCGUACCAAAGGAAUAUAGUACUCCGAUUUAUAUUGACCUGGAGAACGGUGUCAAAUCUUUCAGCAAGCACAUCAAUGUUACCCUACCACAGUCACUAGUGUCCGGCUCACAAAAAGCUGUUAUUAAAGUUACAGGUGAUCUGAUUGGACCAAGUAUACACGGACUGGAAUCUCUGGUCAAACUGCCCACUGGAUGCGGAGAACAAAACAUGAUGAAGUUUGCACCAGACGUGUUCGUGGCAGACUACCUGACAGCGACAAACCAGAUGACGCAAGCCCUGUCAAGCAAAAUUACUACUUACCUGGAAUUAGGUUAUCAGAGAGAACUCACUUACCAGAGGACAGACGGAUCAUUCAGUGCGUUCGGAGAACGAGACGAGGCCGGCAGCAUGUGGCUGACUGCUUUUGUGAGUCGUGUGUUCCAUCAAGCCAAGUCUUACAUUUUCGUGGACAGUCGUACGGUUGAACGGGCAGUACGGUGGAUAACGAGCAGACAGAACACUAAGGGGUCGUUCUCGGAGAUUGGAAACAUACUUGACAGACAAAUGCAUAACACGAUGAAGUCUGGGCCCGCCUUGACAGCGUAUGUAUUAUUGGCGCUUUUGGAGAAUCGAGGAUUGGCUCCUUAUGCCUCAUCUCUCUAUUACGCCGUGGGCAACGCUACUGUGAACGCCACCGCUUACCUGGAGUCCGCUAUCCCGAGCAUCUCCGACAGUUUCACGCUGGCUAUUGUUAGCUACACUUUAACCAAGGCCGGCAGUUCACACGCAGACGCUGUGUUCAACAAGCUCACAGCUCUAGCACACGUUCAUGAUGGAAUGAAAUUCUGGACUGACACGCCAACGUCACCAGCCAAGUCCUACCCAUCAUGGUAUCCUCCACACGAGUCGGCUAGACCAAUCGACAUCCAGAGCACAUCGUACGCUCUCCUAACGUACGCUGCUAGACACGAUAUCAUUGGUGGAAUGCAGGUGUUGAAAUGGCUGACCAAUCAGAGAAACCCAUAUGGAGGGUUUGCCUCAACCCAGGACACCAUCGUUGGUUUAGAAGCACUGACGACCUUUGCCCGUCAGGCACACCCAGCGGGUUAUAGUAUCAACAUUGACGUCACAUCCGGAAGCGAAUCACAUCACUUGUCUAUUCAAGACAACAACUCACUAAAUUUACAGACUCGAAGUUUAGCUACUUUUCCGUCCGAAGUCACUUUCAAGGCCACAGGGCGUGGUGUAGCAAUAGCCGAGCUGGAUGUGUUUUUUAACGUGGACGCUGACAUCGCCGACCCCGCCUUCGAUGUGAACACAGUGUUGUUGGAUGACACUCUCAACACGUUCAGACUGAUGGUGUGCACCAAAUGGCUGCUGCCUGGUAAAAGCGGCAUGGCGGUGCAGGAGAUAGGCAUCCCGUCCGGGUUUGAACCUGACGUCAGUUCUAUCGGAGAUGUGGCAGGGAUCAAGCGAGUGGAACGCAGAGGAAGAAAUGUCGUCGUCUACUUUGACGAGAUUGGCCCGACGUCAGUUUGUUUUGACAUGAUAUCCACGAGAACUGGCAUGGUAGCACACACCCAGAAGAGUUACGUCACGGUCUACGAUUACUACGAACCCAGUAACCAGGCUUCUGUGUUCUACGAGCCGCGGAGCCUGAAGGAUGCUACAGUGUGUGACGUGUGCAGAGACUGCUGUCCCUGAACAAAUGUGGUGUGCUCAGGGGCGGAUCCACGAAAUAUUUUGGGGUAGGGGACUAUGGUGGAAAAGAGAACAUGGAUCAACUUUUGAUUGGGGCAGUCCAAUUAAUGUAUUUUUAAAAGCCAUAUAUUAGAAGAAUGUUGGUCCCUUGGUUGCCCCCUCCCUCUCCCCCACAGACACCUGGAUCCGCCUCUGUGAUCAAUGAAACUCGAUCAUCUAGAUAUGAAUGUCCAUCUUGCUUAAUAAAAUCUUAAAUGACA
This is a messenger RNA of Gigantopelta aegis, 4811 nucleotides long. Its product is annotated as CD109 antigen-like. Bases 82 to 4554 code for a protein of 1490 amino acids. Gene Ontology annotation, cellular component: extracellular region. The transcript is spliced from 38 exons. Gene Ontology annotation, molecular function: endopeptidase inhibitor activity. Lineage: Eukaryota; Metazoa; Mollusca; Gastropoda; Neomphalida; Peltospiridae. The record is from RefSeq and is a predicted model, not a curated record.